GGAGCUGAGAGGUGAAUAAAGACCUUGUUGAGAGAGGAACAUCUUGGGCGCUGCUUGAUCUUCCUGAGCUGCUGCCAUCUCCUUCGCUGCCACCGAGCAAAAUGGCACCCAAGAAGCCCGAACCCAAAAAAGCAGAACCCAAGAAGGAAGAGCCCAAGCCAGCCCCCAAGCCGGCUCCCCCACCAGAGCCAGAACCUCGCAAGGAAGUUGAAUUUAACCCAGCUAACAUCAAGCUUGAAUUCAACAACGAGCAGAUUCAAGAUUUUAGGGAGGUCUUCCAGGUCUUUGACAGGACUCCAAAGAACGAGAUGAAAAUCAGCUAUGCGCAGUGUGGUGAUGUCUUGCGGGCUUGUGGGCAGAAUCCCACCCAGGCAGAAGUUCUGAAGGUUCUUGGCCGGCCGAAACCAGAAGAAAUGAACAGCAAAAUGAUUGACUUCGAAACCUUCCUGCCGAUGCUCCAGCACGUCGCCACGACCAAAGACACGGGGACCUAUGAAGAUUUCGUGGAAGGCCUGCGGGUUUUCGACAAGGAGGGGAAUGGCACUGUCAUGGGGGCUGAACUCCGCCAUGUUUUGGCCACUCUCGGGGAGCGGCUGACUGAAGAGGAAGUCGACAAGCUCAUGGCUGGUCAGGAAGAUUCAAACGGCUGCAUCAACUAUGAAGCUUUUGUGAAGCACAUCAUGGCCAUCUGAACGCCAGGUAGGCUGA
Messenger RNA from Heteronotia binoei (common prickly gecko), 708 nucleotides. RefSeq names its product myosin light chain 3 (gene MYL3). Bases 102 to 692 code for a protein of 196 amino acids. Lineage: Eukaryota; Metazoa; Chordata; Lepidosauria; Squamata; Gekkonidae. Gene Ontology annotation, cellular component: myosin II complex. The transcript has 6 exons. Gene Ontology annotation, molecular function: calcium ion binding. The record is from RefSeq and is a predicted model, not a curated record.